AUGUCCUACCUUCUCUACUCCGUCUCCUUCUUCACCAUCGUCCUCGCCACGGUCCUCUUCUUCACCCGCGCUCACUGGCUCCCUCUCGUCCGACAUAUGCGACCCCGACUCCCCGGCGCCGACUAUAUCUACUCCCGACUUCCUGACAGUUUCGCGGGCGACAUCGAGGCCGGUCUGUCCAGCACCACCUUUGAUUUGUCAGGAAACGUCGAGUCUGGCGAUUCACGCGCCGGUCUCGACGAUGCAGCUAAGGCCGAGGUCCUGGCCAUUAUGAAGAAGAGAAGGAUGAACUUUGACCAGGCGAGAAAGGUCUACAUGGAGAACCGAUUUAAGGCCAACGGAAUUGGCGCCGAUGGUCUGCCGAGAGAUCCGAAGUUCGUGAGCUUCUCUUAA
Messenger RNA from Fusarium coffeatum, 393 nucleotides. RefSeq lists its product as uncharacterized. The record is from RefSeq and is a predicted model, not a curated record. The coding region runs from base 1 to 393 and encodes 130 amino acids. NCBI's taxonomy places the organism in Eukaryota, Fungi, Ascomycota, Sordariomycetes, Hypocreales, Nectriaceae. The transcript has a single exon.